AUGCCCGGUCCCAUCCUCCGCGUGGCCAUCACCCAGGCUGAGCCUGUAUAUCUCGACCUAGAUGCCACGGUUGAGAAGACGGUAAAGAUCAUCGAAGAAGCAGCCCAGGGCGGCGCGAAGCUCAUUGCUUUCCCGGAAUGCUGGAUCCCGGGGUAUCCGGGGUGGAUAUGGAAUCGCCCCGUCGACCCAGCCAUGAACACCCGCUACAUCCAAAACUCCCUCCGCCUCCACCCCACCCCAUCCCCACAACUCCUCGCCGUCCAAGCCGCCGCAAAACGCAAUUCCAUCGCCGUCGCCCUCGGUUUCUCCGAAGCAACUCCCUCCCACUCCCUCUACAUCGCCCAAUGCCUCAUCUCCCCAGAGGGCGAAGUGCUCCUGCACCGCCGCAAGCUGAAACCCACACACAUGGAACGCACCGUCUUCGGCGACGGGAACAACGACGCCACCAUCGGCCUGGACAACCUGUCCAACGUCGCGGCUGUCGAUUUCGGACAGCCGAUCGGCGCCGUGAAGGUCGGCAUGUUGUCUUGCUGGGAGCAUGCGCAGCCGCUUCUGAAGUACCAUGCGUUUUCUCUGGGCGCGGCCGUGCAUGUUUCCAUGUGGCCUCCCGUGGAUCCGCAUGCGGGCGUCGAUGGCGAGGGCCUGUGGAGCAUGAGCGCUGAGGGAGUCAUGGGCCUUAGCCAGACGUGUGCGGUGGAGGGGGGCUCGUUUGUACUGCAUUGCACGGCUGUGUGUGGGGAGCAGGGGGUGGAGACGCUGAGGACCAAAGGCGGACUGCUUUUCCAGGAGCCGGGCGGUGGGCAUAGUGCGGCUAUUGGGCCGGAUGGGAGGAGGUUGACGAAGGCGCUUGGGAACGGCGAUGCGGCGGUGGAGGGCAUUGUGUUUGCCGAUUUGGAUCUGGAGAGGAUUGUGACGAAUAGGGGGUUUUUGGAUGUUGUGGGGCAUUAUAGUCGGCCAGAUGUUUUGUGGCUGGGGGCUGAUAGGGCGGGGAGGGAGGUUGUGGUUGGUAGGGAGAAGGGCGGGAGAGAGGGAAGGGAAGGGAGAAGUCAAGGGGGUGGAUUGAUUGAUUGA
Paracoccidioides lutzii Pb01 is the source of this 1071-nucleotide messenger RNA. Its product is annotated as aliphatic nitrilase. The coding region runs from base 1 to 1071 and encodes 356 amino acids. The transcript is spliced from 2 exons. Gene Ontology annotation, molecular function: catalytic activity. The record is from RefSeq and is a predicted model, not a curated record.